Penicillium crustosum is the source of this 333-nucleotide messenger RNA. RefSeq lists its product as uncharacterized. Bases 1 to 333 code for a protein of 110 amino acids. The record is from RefSeq and is a predicted model, not a curated record. Lineage: Eukaryota; Fungi; Ascomycota; Eurotiomycetes; Eurotiales; Aspergillaceae. The transcript has 2 exons.
AUGAUAUCCCCGAGGCCUGACGCGACUGGGACGGUGUGCGUGGUUCUGGGCAGUGACGGAGAGUACGUUCUCCGUUUCUGCGUAUUCUCAGCUGCGACUCUGAAAGCAACUAAAGGUAAAGGGAACGUGCAUCCUAUAUGGGUUCUCUUUGCGUGCCGCGUAGAUGAUAAGACGGAGCUGUGGCUGAGAGGUGGGCUGACGCGGGAGCGGUGGAUAUUGUGGGGGAAGAGGCUGAGGGCUUUGAGUAUACAGGGAAUAUUAGAGGAGGAAACUGUGGCGGUGGUUGUAGAAGCUGCUGAUAUGGUAAGCGGCAUUCUGGAAGACUCAACUUAG